Messenger RNA from Rattus rattus (black rat), 2030 nucleotides. It is a transcript of the gene Zwilch, whose product is annotated as zwilch kinetochore protein. The transcript is spliced from 18 exons. The record is from RefSeq and is a predicted model, not a curated record. NCBI's taxonomy places the organism in Eukaryota, Metazoa, Chordata, Mammalia, Rodentia, Muridae. Gene Ontology annotation, biological process: protein localization to kinetochore; mitotic spindle assembly checkpoint signaling. Gene Ontology annotation, cellular component: RZZ complex. Bases 166 to 2001 code for a protein of 611 amino acids.
ACCAUCUCUUUUAAUCCAUUUUUCCCCCCCACUAACAGAAAUGGGAUACUUUUGGAAUGGUAGAUUGAAGGGACGCUCUACUAAAUUAAAACAACGUGUUAGCGUUGAGUACAAACAAAACUUAAUGUCUGAAGUAGUUCCGGCUGGGCGGGGUCAUGCUCUCUGAUGUCAGCGUCUGGGCGCGCAGUUCAGUUUAGCUGCACUGCAAUGGACCGAUCUGACCGAGGGAUGUGGGCGCGUUUGAAUCUCGCGGCCGAGGAGUUUUAUGCUCGUCUUCUACAGGAAUUUAAUGAAGAAAAGAAAGGAGUCAGAAAAGACCCAUUUAUCUAUGAGGCUGAUGUACAAGUGCAGUUGGUCAGCAAAAAAGCCCAACCAAAUCUUCUGAAAACUCUUCUAAAUGAAAAUGACUUAGUGUUUCUUGUGGAAAAAGUGGUUUUAGAGAAGGAAGAAACAAGUCAUGUUGAAGAACCACAGUCUGAGGAAACUGCUAUUUCUGAUCUUUCUACUGGUGAAAAUAUUAGGCCACUGGCCUUACCAGUUGGAAGAGCGAGGCAGCUAAUUGGACUCUAUACCAUGGCUCACAAUCCUAACAUGACCCAUUUGAAGAUUAAGCAGCCGGUGACCGCCCUUCCUCCUCUGUGGGUGAGAUGUGACAGUUCAGAUCCUGAGAGUACCUGUUGGCUUGGAGCUGAGCUUAUCACAGCAAAUGGUGCCGUUACAGACGUUGUCUUAUAUGUGGUCACUUGUAAAGCUGAUAAAAAUUACUCUGAAAAUCUGGAAAAUCUAAAAAAUUUACACAAGAAAAGACAUCACCUGUCUGCUGUAACAGCCAGAGGCUUUGCCCAGUUUGAGCUCUUUAAGUCUACUGACUUGGAUGACACUGUUACCCCAUCACAAACUACAGUCACUCUGGAUCUUUCCUGGAGCCCUGUGGAUGAGAUUCUUCAAACCCCUCCCCUGUCUUCAACUGCAACUCUGAAUAUCAGAGUACAAUCAGGAGAGCCCAGAGGUUGUUUGAAUCAUCUUCACCGAGAACUGAAAUUUCUCCUUGUUUUGGCUGAUGGCAUCAGGACUGGUAUAACCGAAUGGCUCGAACCUCUGGAAACAAAAUCUGCUGUAGAAUCUGUGCAGGAAUUCCUAAACGACUUAAAUAAACUGGAUGAAUUUGAUGAUUCUACCAAGAAAGACACACAAAAAGAGGCAGUGAACCACGACACAGCUGCCGUCGUCAGGUCUAUGCUUGUCACAGUUCGGGGGGAUCUCGAUUUUGCUGAACAGCUUUGGUGCAAAAUGAGCAGCAGUGUGGUUUCAUAUCAAGACUUGGUGAAGUGUUUCACAUUGAUCCUGCAGAGUCUGCAGCGUGGUGAUAUACAGCCAUGGUUGCACAGUGGGAGUAACAGUUUGCUGAGUAAGCUCAUUCAUCAGUCUUACCACUCAGCCAUGGACAGUGUCCCUCUCUCUGGAACCACUCCACUUCAGAUGCUUCUGGAAAUUGGCUUGGACAAACUGAAGAAAGAUUAUAUCAGCUUUUUCGUCAGUCAGGAACUUGCAUCUUUGAAUCAUUUGGAGUACUUCAUUUCUCCGUCGGUAACCACACAGGAACAGGUUCACCGUGUUCGGAAACUCCAUCACAUUCUCGAAAUAUUAGUCAUCUGCAUGCUUUUCAUUAAACCUCAGCACGAGCUUCUCUUUUCUUUAACACAAUCCUGCAUAAAAUAUUACAAACAAAAUCCUCUUGAUGAGCAACACAUUUUUCAGUUGCCAGUCAGACCACCUGCAUUAAAGAAUUUGUAUCAAAGUGAGAAGCCGCAGAGGUGGAGAGUAGAGAUCGGCAGUAGUCAGAAGAAGGUGCAAACAGUGUGGCAGCUGAGUGAAUGCUGCCCUGUAGACCAUUCCAGUUUCCACAAGCCUGAGUUUUCUGAGUUGACACUGAAUGGUAGUCUGGAAGAAAGGGCUGCCUUCAUUAACAUGGUUACCUGCAGCCAGGUGCACUUCAAGUAAGGGGCGCUGAGAGUCCUGUGCGUAUCCUU